AUGGAGAAGCCGCCUCUGUCGCCCAACUCCCAGCAGGCCCUGACGUGUAAUGUGUCCAUUCCUUCUCAAGGGUCGGUCCCCGUCCAGGUGGACUUUCAACAUCUGUCAGGGCAGUCUUUCAACAGCCAGAAACACGACCUGUUUGAGAGGUCUAUGGUGCACCCCAGAGCCUGUGUGCCAUCGCAGAUCUCUAGAGACGUUCCGGCGAUCGUCUUACGCACACCAGAGUUCAGCACCAGGACAAUCUCAGGCGUCUCUGAGAAUUCUUUUAGGAGUCAGAAGUACGACCUGUUCGAGAGGUCCAUGGUGCCUCCCAAAGUAGAGCUGCCUUCUUUCAUCUCUGAGGACGUCCCGGCGGUUGUCCUGAAAACCCCAGAGGGCAUGAGAAGAAUCAGUGACAGAGACUUGUCCGAGGGCCAGUCCAUGACUCUAGGCCUGAUAGAGGCUUUGAUGAUUGAGACGUUCAGGGGAAAGGCAGCUCUGCGUCCGUGGGACAAAAAAUACAAAGUGAUUCGCGACCGUUUGACAGAAAAGGCCUGGGAGGAGAUCCAGCUUUCUGAACACCAGGCAAAGAAAACGGAGAAGAGAAUGAGUAAAAUCAUUGACGCGAUUUUGAAAGACCUCAAAUCGCAGUACGGUACGGCACAGAGAAUGUUGGAAAGUGCUUUGGACGGAAAAGACCGGACUUUUGACAAGACGGUUCUGAAGUCCCUGCAGUACCACCUCGAGCACAACCUGCGGAAGCAGUCUUUUCUGAGCCGCGUGUUCAGAGGUCUCUGUAAGCCUUUCAUAUGCUGCUGCUGCCCCACCAUCGAAGAGUAA
Messenger RNA from Knipowitschia caucasica, 822 nucleotides. NCBI's taxonomy places the organism in Eukaryota, Metazoa, Chordata, Actinopteri, Gobiiformes, Gobiidae. The record is from the annotation of a GenBank genome assembly.